AUGAUUUUUAUGUAUCUCGACGACUGGCUGAUAGUGGGAAAAUCAGAAGGCCAGACUGCUCAGAAUUUGAGGGAUACUUAUACGUUGACGACGAGGCUAGGCUUCAUCAUCAACGAAAAGAAGUCCCACCUAAUCCCGUCCCAGGAAAUCACUUUCCUGGGAGCAGAGAUCGAUUUACGCAGGGGCAUAGCCGUCCCCACAGGGGAACGUGUUACCAGCCUGCUGAAGUGCGUCAAACUUUUCCUAUCCGUUCAAGUCGCUCCAGCCCGAGCUUGGCUGAAACUUCUAGGGUUCAUGGCCAGCUUAGUGGACCUGGUUCCAUGGUGCAGACUGAGGAUGCGUCCUUUGCAAAUGCAUCUUCUGGCACAUUACAGACCAAAGACAGAUCCAAUCUCUCUAUUGGUCUCGAUCGACGAUGUCAUUCGGCCACACCUUCGGUGGUGGCUAUUGGAACAGAACAUUCGGUGCGGACGGAGCUUCCCCAGAGGGGAUCCUCACGUCAUAAUCUCCACCGACGCCUCCAACGAGGGCUGGGGAGCCUCCCUUCCCCCUCGACAAGCUGCAGGCACUUGGGACGACAACACUCGGUCCCUACAUAUCAAUGUUCUAGAACUCCAGGCCGUAGUCAAUGCCCUACACCACUUUCAGGCAGACGUAGUGGGUCGGUCUGUUCUAAUCAAGACCGACAACACGACAGUGGUAGCAUAUAUCAACAAACAGGGCGGUACAAAAUCACCCCAGCUGUGCUACCGGACUUGGGAAAUGUUUCAGUGGCUAAUCAGACACAAAGUCGAUCUAUGUGCCAUUCACAUUCCUGGUGCAGAAAACGACAUAGCGGACUCUCUCUCCAGAGGCAAAGUAGUUCCCACGGAGUGGUCAUUGAACAGGAGGAUCGUACAUCAGAUCUUCUCGAUCCUAGGUCGUCCACACAUAGACCUGUUCGCCUCAGCAGUCAACACUCAGCUCCCGGUGUUCUGUUCGAGAGCCCAUCAUCCUCAUGCAUGGGCCUCGGACGCACUAUCAAUAGACUGGACAAACAUGUUCGCUUUCGCCUUCCCCCCGAUCUCAAUCCUUACAAAGGUCAUCGGGAAACUGGAGAGAGACAGGUGCAAGAUCCUGCUGAUCGCCCCCUUUUGGCCGCGUCAGCCCUGGUUUUCCGCGACUGGUGAGGCUCCUAGUGGGCUCCCCACUAAUCCUCCCAGAUCGUCACGACCUACUUGUUCAACCUCAGUCCCGGUUCCGACACCCGUCUCCGGGAGAUCUCCACUUAGCGUGCUGGCCACUGUCAAACGUGCCUACCGAGGCAGCAGGUCUUUCUGA
Patiria miniata (bat star) is the source of this 1320-nucleotide messenger RNA. RefSeq lists its product as uncharacterized. Lineage: Eukaryota; Metazoa; Echinodermata; Asteroidea; Valvatida; Asterinidae. Gene Ontology annotation, molecular function: nucleic acid binding. Bases 1 to 1320 code for a protein of 439 amino acids. The record is from RefSeq and is a predicted model, not a curated record. The transcript has a single exon.